Molecule: messenger RNA, 849 nt
Organism: Cinclus cinclus
Lineage: Eukaryota; Metazoa; Chordata; Aves; Passeriformes; Cinclidae
Gene: CLIC6
Product: chloride intracellular channel 6
Exons: 7
Coding region: 1-723 (240 amino acids)
Source: RefSeq, a predicted model, not a curated record
AUGUCAAAAAAACCCUCCAUCGAGCUCUUUGUGAAGGCUGGCAGUGAUGGGGAAAGUAUUGGGAACUGCCCGUUCUCUCAGCGCCUCUUUAUGAUCCUGUGGCUCAAAGGUGUCAUAUUUAAUGUCACAACCGUGGAUCUGAAAAGAAAACCUGCAGACCUGCAGAACCUGGCCCCGGGCACCAACCCCCCGUUCAUGACCUUUGAUGGGGAAGUGAAAACCGAUGUCAACAAGAUCGAGGAAUUCUUGGAGGAAAAGCUGGCGCCGCCCCGGUAUCCCAAGCUUGCACCGAAGCACCCUGAGUCAAACUCUGCAGGAAAUGACGUCUUUGCAAAAUUCUCUGCAUUUAUAAAGAACCCGAGAAAAGAUGCAAAUGAAAAUUUGGAAAAAUCUUUGCUUAAAGCCCUGAAGAAGCUGGACAACUAUUUAAAUAGCCCCCUGCCUGAUGAAAUCGAUGCUUACAGCACGGAGGAGAUCACUGUUUCCAGCCGGAAAUUCCUGGAUGGAGAUGAACUCACUUUAGCAGAUUGCAACCUCCUACCAAAGCUCCACAUAAUCAAGGUUGUUGCAAAAAAAUACCGAAAUUUUCAUUUCCCACCUGAAAUGACAGGGAUUUCAAGAUACUUGAAAAAUGCAUAUGCAAGAGAUGAAUUUACAAACACGUGCCCUGCUGACCAGGAGAUUGAAUAUGCAUAUUUGGAUGUGGCAAAGAGAAUGAAGUAGCCAGAAGAUGCCUCCGUUUAUUGCUUCCGUGAUGGGCAACAGCCAAGCCAGAAAAGCAAAAAACAGCAGAGAUUCUGCGGUGUGAUUUUAAAUUCUGCUAUUGGCCAAUCCUUUUAUAAUGAUUGU